Paracoccidioides lutzii Pb01 is the source of this 1758-nucleotide messenger RNA. RefSeq lists its product as hypothetical. The coding region runs from base 1 to 1758 and encodes 585 amino acids. The transcript is spliced from 2 exons. The record is from RefSeq and is a predicted model, not a curated record.
AUGGCCCCACGUCAGAAAAGGUCAGACGCAAGAAACACUAGGUAUCUCGCAAGGCCAAACAUCAGAAAGUCAUCGCAGCAGCUUUUAGUGCUGAAAGUACAAGGCCAAGGUAGUCACCCAUGCUUCGACCUGCCUCCUAUAACUGACCGUUCAUUAGUAGGGAAGCGGCCUCAACGCGUCAAGAAAGAACGACCACAGGAUCCUACUCGCAAGAGCGCACGCCUACAAAGGAGAUAUCGCACUGAAGACAGAACUGUAUUAUAUCACACCGGAAAUGCCAAACAAAAUCAUCCAAAUUCCCCUUCUACCAGCAACACACCCAGAAAAGAGUUUCCAGAGAAUCCGACCGCUUGUCUACUAGCCGGAGAUCGAGUACAGAAACGACCGCGAGAAGCUCAAGAGUCUUCCAGCAUUCCAGCUCAAAAGCGGCGACGAACAUUUCUUGCAAGCGACGCUGACGAUCCUACUCUUUGGGAAACCUCAAACCAGGUGAAAGAGCAGCGUGAUAUUACCAACUGGAAGAAGGUUGACCUGAUCAGAUGUUGGUGCAAGAACGAUCGCUGGCCUGAAGAAUAUUUUGAAGCACAGCCUGGACAGAUUGAAAACAUGAGCCACCUUCUUGCAAAGAAAAAGUCAACAGCUUCUCUUCGCCGCAAGAACUCAAAUUCAAGUCUUGCUACAGGCUCCAACACACCUUCUGAUCAAGAAUCAAGAGAUGGGAAGAGUGCCAAAUACAGAAGCGCUGCUUAUGAGACCGUCCUUGCCACCAGAGGCAGCUUUAUGGCUGAAUCUGAACUUGAAGUAACGGAAAAAAGCAAACAGAUCUGUAAAACGCUACUUGACGAGAAACAGAUGACUCCCGAAGGCACGAUAUUUCAGAACGACCGGUUCCGGAAGGCUUGCCAGAAGCUACAGAGUAAAAACGAAUCAAGAAUUAUUCAAGAUAUAUCUCGGUUGAUUGUCCCUGCGGCGGAGACAUUAGCUACAUGUGGCGCUAAGACUCUGGAGUGUUUGGUUGAAAGCGUCAAUGAACAGUGGGGUUCCUCCAUUGUCUUCUGUGGACCACGUCCGCAGCCUGAUUAUGCGGUUGGGUUCAGCCGUUCUGCGUUCACAGAAGACCAGCUAAAGAAGUUUGAACCGUUCCUCGGUUACAAUCUGGAUACCUACAGCUCCUUCUUCCUAGCCACCUUCUACAUGUACUUUCCCUUCUUGACCAGUGAGGUGAAGGGUACAGCUGCACUUGACAUUGCUGACCGCCAGAACGCACACAGCAUGACCCUCGCUGUGAGGGGCGUCGUUGAGCUGUUUAAACUUGUGGGACACGAAGAGGAGGUCAAUCGCGAGAUCUUGGCUUUCUCGAUCUCACAUGACAACAGGACAGUGAGAAUCUACGGCCACUAUGCAGUCAUUGAGGGAAGCAAGACUUCCUUCUACCGUCACCCCAUCAGAACGUUUGAUUUUACGGAGCUGGACGGCAGAGAGAAGUGGACUGCUUACACGUUUACGAGGAAUGUUUAUGAGAAGUGGGCGCCAGAUCAUCUCAAAAGGAUCCACACAGCUCUUGAUGGAAUCCCUCCUGGAGUAAAUUUUGAUGUUUCGCAGUCAGAACUUGGAUUCUCUCAAUCAAACACCCCAUGCUUUUUGGAGGAUGACGGCCAACUAAGUCAGACGAGCGUUGUAGCCUCAGCAGAAGCUACACCCAAUACUUCCUUCACCCAGCAGACACAGGUCUUGAAGCGGCCAAGGAGGCAGAAAUAG